Molecule: messenger RNA, 497 nt
Organism: Ceratotherium simum simum (southern white rhinoceros)
Lineage: Eukaryota; Metazoa; Chordata; Mammalia; Perissodactyla; Rhinocerotidae
Source: RefSeq, a predicted model, not a curated record
CGGGGAGCCGGGCCUCAGAGGAAUUGGCGAGCGAGUGAAUGCGGGCGCGAUGGACAACGGCGCGCUGCCCCGGCCCGCGCCCCCUGCGCCUGGCGUCUCGGGCGGCUGCACUGCUCGGCGGCGGCCCGCGUCCCCAGAGCUGCUGCGCUGUAGGCCGCGCGGGACCCCAGCCGCCGCCGCCUCGCCCUCCUGCGCCUCGUCGUCCCCGGGCCGCGGGGGCAGCUCGGAGCCCGGCUCCCCGCGCUCUGCCUACUCGUCGGACGACAGCGGCUGUGAGGGUGCGCUGAGCCCGGAGGAGCGCGAGCUGCUCGACUUCUCCAGCUGGUUGGGGGGCUACUGAGCGCCCGCCUCACGAGGUAACCGCCGGGCGGCGAAGAGGGAGGAUCGGAGGCGAGGGCGGCCGGGCGGGGUGAAGUGGACAGGCCCCACGGCUCGCGCCCCCGCGAGCCAGCGGAGCCGAGCGCCAGGGCCGGGCUGUGGCUUCGAUUUCGCUCACU